Messenger RNA from Prionailurus viverrinus (fishing cat), 1983 nucleotides. It is a transcript of the gene PGF, whose product is annotated as placental growth factor. Gene Ontology annotation, cellular component: membrane. NCBI's taxonomy places the organism in Eukaryota, Metazoa, Chordata, Mammalia, Carnivora, Felidae. Gene Ontology annotation, biological process: sprouting angiogenesis; positive regulation of angiogenesis; response to hypoxia. Bases 545 to 1042 code for a protein of 165 amino acids. The transcript is spliced from 11 exons. Gene Ontology annotation, molecular function: vascular endothelial growth factor receptor binding; growth factor activity; chemoattractant activity. The record is from RefSeq and is a predicted model, not a curated record.
UAGGAACUCGAGUUGCUCAUUUACGGCGGAGCGUCCGCGAGCCUCCGAGGCUGGAGGAACGGAAGUGGCCGUUCGCAGCUCCUACGAAGUUGGACAGAGGAAAACAGUUCUAGAGAUGGAUGGUGGAGGCUGGAUGUACAUUAAUGCCACUGAGAUGCACACUUAAAGGACUUAGGCCCUGCGACCUCUACCUGAGCUUUCUCAGCCAGCGGACGUCCAGCCGGCAGAAAUGCAAAUGGCCAGUACUCGUAUGGAAAAAUGUUCAAAUUGACGGCCUAGUAACAAGGAAACAUAUCCGGAGCCAACCCUGAAAUACUACUUUCACAGAACCGAUGGCAGAGGGUUGGCUCCAGGCCUGGGGUGAGGGCUGCUCCCUGCCACACAUCGUCAACCUUGCAGAGUCUGGCAAGCACCCACUCUGCUCCAGCAAGGGGAAGCCUCCGAAAAACGUUCAAGACACGGGCCCUACCUUCCAGGGGCUCCCCCAGGGGGCCGAGCAUGGUGGUUUUCCCUUGGAACCUCCUGGCUUGGGACGUCUGAGAAGAUGCCUGCCAUGAGGCUGUUCACUUGCUUCCUGCAGCUCCUGGCUGGGCUGGCACUGCCCGCUGUGCCCCCCCAGCAGUGGGCCUUGUCUGCUGGGAAUGGCUCAUCAGAGGUGGAAGUGGUGCCCUUCCAGGAAGUGUGGGGCCGCAGCUACUGCCGGGCGCUAGAGAGGCUGGUGGACAUCGUGUCGGAGUACCCCAGUGAGGUGCAGCACAUGUUCAGCCCCUCCUGCAUCUCCCUGCUGCGCUGCACCGGCUGCUGUGGUGAUGAGAACCUGCACUGCGUCCCCGUAGAGACGGUCAAUGUCACCAUGCAGCUCCUGAAGAUCCACUCUGAGGACCGGCCCUCCUACGUGGAGCUGACAUUCUCUCAGCACGUCCGUUGCGAGUGCAGGCCUCUGCGGGAGAAGAUGAAGCCAGAAAGGAGGAGACCCAAGGGCAGGGGGAAGAGGAAGAGAGAGAAGCAGAGACCCAGAGACUGCCACCUAGGGAAAGGUUGAGAAACCAUGCUCCCAGAAAGAAGUAAAUGGGACUAGAUGUCAUACAAUCAUUUGACUCCUUCCGAGUUAUUUGCCAAAAGCCUCAAGGUGAUCUGCUAACAAAAAUUACUUCUCUUGGCUUAUUAGCUGACAGUUCGGUUAAAUUGUUCAAUUUUGUUGAAAGCGAAGACUUGGAAACCACUUGACUUGCGAAAGACUUGGUUACCUGGUCAUUGGCCAUAUCUCCUUUUUCAGCACCUACAUGGAUAUCUCAGGUUGUCCUUUAGGUCACUGUCCCCACCCCACUGGUUUUAUCCUGGGGCAAAGCACUGAGCUGGAUUUGGAAAGGACAAGAUGCUUCUUUCCUUCCUAAAGGGAGCGGGGCAGUUGUGACCAAGGUGGUGGGGGAAACAGACCUCAGGCAAUUUCUCAUGCAGUCUUCAGGCAGAGGACAUGUGGAGGCUGAAAACUGAUUCUCUUAACACCAUCAGUACUCACAUACCCCUUGGACAAUCUUCAUGCACAUCUAGGGUUGCCCGUACCCCUGUUAGAAGGCUGUGGUCCUAGAGUAACCGGAGGCAUUAUUGCAUGAAGCCAGGCUGGGUUCAAAGUUGGCUCUGUCACUGACUAGCUGUGUGACCUCGGGCAAGUUUCUUAACCUUUCUGAGCCUUAGUUGUUUUUUGUUUUUGUUUUGUCUUCUAAAGGGUAAUGAUAGCAGGGCCUUCCUCAUGGGAUGUUGUUAAAGGGCAAUGAAAGAGGGCUUAGCACAGGGCCGGGCACGUGGGUAAGUGCUUGGUGAAGGGUGACUCCUAGCUUCUUGGCCUCGGUGCAAGCAGAGACCCAGGAGUGCUGCAAUCUCCCUGUGCUCCCUGUCCAAGCAUUCCCUCCAGGCCUGUCCCCCCUCCCAUAGGAGGGACCCUGCCCUCACAGGGUGCUGAUACCCCCUUUCUGUGUUUGGUCU